GAGAGAGGCAUAGAGAGAGAUUUUAGGGAACCUUGUAUGAACCUACCACCACUCUUCUCCAUUCACAUUCCUUAUUCUUUCUUUCCUCACUUCACCCUCCCAAACACUUAUACCCAAUUCCUAUCUCUCUUCUCACAAUUAUGUUUUUAGAUAAUUUACAGUAAAUUUUUGAAAAUAUUGCAUUUAAAUUUACACUGUUGCCCACAUCACAUCAGAGGACCCCUUUAUAACAGCGGGAGAACCUCUUAUUCUCUCAAUCCACACAAACACGACACGAGACACCGCUCUUCUCUCCCUCACACUCUCUAUUCAUUCACAAUUCACAAUUCACAAAGCCCAAAUCAGAGUCAGAGAGAUAGAGAGAGAUGGGUUUGCAAAACCAAUUAAACGACGUGUCGUCGGGUUCGAUUCCGCUGCUGGUGUUGGCGCACAUAGCCACCUGCGUCAACUACCUCCGCUCCAUGCUCCUCGCUCUCCUCCAAUCACUCGGUCUCUCCAGAUUCCACACCGACCAGAUCGUCGACGACAGCUUCUUCGCCGCCGUCGGAUCCGGCCUUGCCGGACUCAUCAUGCUCUCCGAUCAGCUAACCCUCAACAACCAAUUCUUCUACAACGGCACCGCCGACCACGACUGCGUGGUGUGCCAGACCACUUUCAACGACGGCGACCACGUUCGCAUGCUUCCCUGUCGCCACGUCUUCCACCGCCGAUGCUUCGAUGGCUGGCUCCACUACAACUUCAACUGCCCCCUUUGCCGGUCACCACUUUUCUCCGAUGAGCGCGUGGCUCUCACGGAGCGUCGCCUCGGUCGCCAACUCGUCUCCUGGUUCUCCCUCAGCUGAUGCGACGUCGUUUCCUCACUCCAUUUUUCCAAUCUUCUACUAUCCCAGUUUUACCCCUUUCGCGGUGCUCUACACUCCUUUUUACAGAGUUGGUCCGGUUUUAAUUUAUUUUCCUUUUUUCUUUCUCUAAUUAUUAGGAUUUUUAUUUCUUUCGUAGGGUACUAGGGUAAACUUCUUUUUUUUUUUUUUUUUCUAGAACAGUAUUUUUGCUGAAAGUAUUUUUUGAAGGGCUCUCUACUGUGUGAGAAUCCUUUUUGAGCUGCUGUAAAUUUUGGACUCCUAUGUGUGUAUGGGUAAUAAUUGGAGAUGUUAGGAAGUUUAUGCUAAAUUUCCAUAACUGGA
Molecule: messenger RNA, 1184 nt
Organism: Abrus precatorius (Indian licorice)
Lineage: Eukaryota; Viridiplantae; Streptophyta; Magnoliopsida; Fabales; Fabaceae
Product: E3 ubiquitin-protein ligase RHA2A
Exons: 1
Coding region: 366-842 (158 amino acids)
Biological process (GO): protein ubiquitination
Molecular function (GO): ubiquitin protein ligase activity
Source: RefSeq, a predicted model, not a curated record